Adineta steineri is the source of this 1038-nucleotide messenger RNA. The record is from the annotation of a GenBank genome assembly. NCBI's taxonomy places the organism in Eukaryota, Metazoa, Rotifera, Eurotatoria, Adinetida, Adinetidae.
AUGAGAACGACAAUCGAUCGAUUAUAUCCAGAUAUUUGGCUGCAAGUAUUUGAAUAUUUUAAUGCUCAGGAAUUAUGUUUUAGUCUCAUACACAUAACUAAACAAGCUGAUGACGUGUUAUUCAAUAUAAAUCAUCGCUUUUGUUUACGUGGACUUGUUCUUGAUACGCAUGUUCAAAUUCUUCCAGAACAACUUUUGCUUCGUCAAGUCAUUUCUCUCGAAGUGCAUCAAAACAACCAUCUUGACAACAUUCAACAAUGUUUAGAACUUCGUUCGUUAAAACUUAUCGGUCAUCCAGAGUGGAUCAUUUCUAUCCUCGGAAAAAUUUCACAGGCUAACUCGAAACUUGAGCAACUAACAUUAGUGAUACCUGGCAUUGGUUUGUUGCACAACUUAUUCGCAUCUAUUGCAUCAUUAUUAUCAUUACGUCGACUAGAAAUUUAUGGAGAUCAAUUGGAAGAAAGAAUAAAAAAUGGUACUUCAUUCUUGACACAAACAAAAAUCGAACAAUUUAUUUUACAUUCAUGCUCACCAAUGAGUUGGAAUGAUUUAUCAUCCAUGUUACCUGGGCUGUUCAAUAUUCGCUUCUUGGAUAUUACAUUGAUCCAUCUUAGCAAAAAUUCGCUUUGUUCAUUUGUUUUCCCAAAGCUUCGAUCUGUUUCUCUCAUACUACUUGAAGUCCCAUUUGACUGCAUCAUUCAGCUUGCAACAACAAUGCCUUCUCUCGUGAAACUUAAAAUAAAUGGUCUCGUAGAUGCUGAAGGAUUUGUCGUCAAUAAUAAAUGGCUCAAUCUAUUAGAAUCUUGUUCGUCUCUUAUAAAAGUAACUGUAAGUCUUUCAUUGGAACAAGGCACAAAUUGUUAUUAUAAUGAACUGAUCCAAACAGCCUUGCAUGGACUCAAUUUAAAUUUAAGAUACAUCGAUGACGAUUACGAAUAUGACUUAGACAGAGACAAUCAGUUUCGUUGGUGGAACUUGUCGGGAGUAAUGAUCAAAAAAGGUGGACAUAUGUUUGAAAAAUAUCAAACACCGUCCUAA